Molecule: messenger RNA, 3321 nt
Organism: Chanos chanos (milkfish)
Lineage: Eukaryota; Metazoa; Chordata; Actinopteri; Gonorynchiformes; Chanidae
Product: cyclin-dependent kinase-like 5
Exons: 18
Coding region: 247-3321 (1024 amino acids)
Biological process (GO): protein phosphorylation; positive regulation of axon extension; regulation of dendrite development
Cellular component (GO): dendrite cytoplasm; nucleus
Molecular function (GO): ATP binding; protein kinase activity
Source: RefSeq, a predicted model, not a curated record
GAGAAAUCAUCCUCUUACCAGGCUGCCUCGUGAGGAAAGCCUCAUGCUGUGAUGAGGACAUGGAGCAGAGACUUUUGUUUUGCCUGAGUUGAAGGUGUGCACGUGACAGGAGUAUGUGGCGUGUGCUGUGGCUGGCUGGAACCAGACCCCUUGAAGGACCCCCUCCAGGCUGUCCCAUGUCCCUCUUUAGUCAGGAGAUCAUUCUCUCUCAGCACCACUGCCUUCAUCCAAGGGCCUUUUAAGUUCAUGAGGAUUCCUGACACAGGUGAUCUGAUGAAUAAGUUUGAGGUCCUUGGUAUCGUAGGUGAAGGAGCCUAUGGCGUGGUCCUGAAGUGUCGACAUAAGGAGACAAAUGAAAUUGUGGCCAUUAAGAAGUUCAAGGACAGUGAAGAGAAUGAGGAGGUCAAGGAGACGACGCUCCGGGAGCUAAAGAUGCUCCGCACCCUAAAGCAGGAGAAUAUUGUGGAGCUUAAGGACGCUUUCCGCCGACGGGGGAAACUCUACUUGGUCUUUGAGUAUGUGGAGAAGAACAUGCUGGAAUUACUGGAGGACAUGCCUAAUGGAGCCUCACCGGAUAAAGUGAAAUCUUAUAUCUACCAGUUACUAAAAGCAAUCCACUGGUGCCACACCAAUGACAUUGUCCACCGGGACAUCAAGCCAGAGAAUUUGCUCAUCAGCUCAGAUGAUGUGCUUAAACUGUGUGAUUUUGGCUUUGCCCGUAAUCUCUCAGAGGUAAAUGACGUUAACUACACAGAGUAUGUGGCCACAAGAUGGUACCGCUCCCCAGAGCUCUUACUCGGGGCGCCGUAUGAUAAGGCAGUGGACAUGUGGUCGGUGGGCUGUAUUCUGGGGGAGCUCAGUGACGGCCAGCCCCUGUUCCCAGGCGAGAGCGAGAUUGACCAGCUCUUUACCAUUCAGAAAGUGUUGGGACCACUGCCUCCGGAACAGAUCAAACUGUUUUACGGCAACUCCCGUUUCCACGGGAUACGGUUUCCAUCAGUGAGUCAUCCUCAGACCCUUGAGAGGAGGUACCUGGGUAUCAUCAACAAUGUGAUGAUGGAUCUGAUGAAGAACUUGUUGCAGCUGAACCCAGCUGAGCGUUUUUUGACAGAGCAGAGUUUGAACCACCAUGCCUUUCAGACGCAGCGCCACUCUGAGUGCCCUAAUCCUGGGCCACCCACAUCCACACCCAUUCGCUUCUCCAAGAAGAAAUCACACCAUGACAAUACUGCCUCCAGCAGAAGCCAUGGAGGAAAGAUCUCAGGGCAUCACCAUAGCAACAGUCGUGACUGUGCCAGCUUGCCGCGCCACAAGGAUCUGCACCCAUCCAAUGCUGAGGCCUUCCUCAACGGUGUCAUGCCAACCUUGGCCACCCUCAGCCCGACACUGCACCCCAAGGGUUUCCAACCACAGACACUCAUCCGCUCAGCUUCCUGUGGCAAGGACUUGGCUAGCGCCAGUGGCAACCUGCCCCAUUUGCUCAAUCCGAUGGAGGCUAAUGCCAAAGUGGGUGACUUUGACUUCAGCCCCGGGCCAGGCAAAGCCUCUGACGGCCCUGGUGCCAAACAUCUAAAGUCCAGCUUCUCCCGCUCGCAGAACCGUCACUCGUUUGUGGAAGGCAAGACCAACACGCUGCAGCGCGAGCGUGGCAAACACAGUCGCCACGGUUACGGAGAGGUAUCUUCCUCCUUGGGUGGAAAGUUGUCCUACCUGAGCCUCUCCAAGAGCCAUGGAGCACUGACUGAUGCCAAGUCUGUGGGUAACCUCAAUGAGGCAGUUCAUCUACUCCCAGAUGAGCCCCAGUCUCCCUCCCGCUACCUCCCUGCUAGCUGUCUGGACCUUAGCUUCAGCAUGGCUGGUCCUGGCAGUCCGCGCUCAGGCCAUAGUCCUGUCACAGGUAGGCGAAUGAAGGAUGAAAGAGAGAGCGGCAUCCUCGGUUCAUCCGUACGGUGCUCCUCCUUACGACACAAGGGCAGACAGGAGAACAUGAAAAGCCCAGAUGGUGUGGACCCUGGUGGAGGGGGUGGGGGAGGAGGAGGGAGACAUGGGCAAUCUUUGUCUGCCCCUCGUGACCCUGCCCUCCCCUAUGACUUUGGCUACACCAGUCCCUUCUCCUCCCAGCAGCGGCCUCACCGCCACUCCAUGUAUGUGCGUCGGGAACGAAGCAGACCCCAUGACGGGGAGCCCGGGGGACUGACAGUUGGGCAGGGCAUGCCAGCCAGGGCCAGCAGUCUCCAGCUACUCUCCCCUCAGCUUCAGCAUCGUACCCUUCCCAGGCAUAUGGGCAGCUCCGCGUCGAGGGAUGAAGGCCCAAAUGACAUCAGAGGUGACUUGCCACCCUCAGAGGUAGCCCAUGCACGACCCCUCAUCAGAGAUUCCACGCGGGACAAUACUGCACCCUCCUUUCACACCCAGUGGCAAAAAACUGAGGUGGGCAUGUAUCAUGAGCAGCAUCCUGAGGAAGGCAGUUCAUCAAAGGAGAACAGGAUGAUCUACAGCGAAUCCAUGCCCCGCAAGGUGGGCAGUUUCUACCGAGUGCCAUCACCCAGACCAGACAAUUCCUACAAUGACAACGGAGACCAGAACAGAAACUCCUCGGUGAUGGAAGACAGCAGUAGCCACAGCAAACAUCAGACUACCUUUGACCCAUGGACGGAACCAGAGACAAUCGGCAUGACUGCACCAGAAGGCUCCAAACAAAAGGAGAAGCAGGGCUUCUUCAGAGCAAUAAAGAAGAAAAAGAAAAAAUCUCAUAAGGUCCCAAGUGAGAUGCCAGAUCACGUGGUCAUGCAGAAAUCUGUUCGGUCAUCUUCACAUUCACGCAGUCGGCACAGAGGUGCAGGUCAGGGGCGAGACCAGGUUGGGGAUCAGGAGUUGGACCUGGAAAUAGAGGUGGACAGGGAUGGAGAGUGGCCACCUGAGAAAAUAGAGGACACACACUGUCAGAUCCAACCUCUCAAGUCCUUGCGAAAACUCUUACACCUCUCAGCUUCGUCCUCUUCCCAGCAGACUGCGCUUCCUAAAGCGCAGUUCCAGCCCCGGCCCAACCCCGCCCCCUCCAAAGGCACCCCUUCUUUCUCCGAGGCUCGAGGCCGGCCUGGGGCGGGGGUCGGUUCUGCACAGCCAAAGGGUCGUCAGACCGUCUAUCCCAUCCCGGGACAGGUGGAAUCGGUCUGGCACUCGUCUGCCCUCGGCUAUACUCAGGGGAACCCAUACCAUGAUAAAAUGACCGCCAAGAGUGGCCAGAACAGCCAUGGUUUCGGUCGGCCAUCCCGUUCGCGAAUGCCAAACCUCAAUGACUUGAAAGAGACAGCUCUAUAA